Rosa chinensis is the source of this 2343-nucleotide messenger RNA. RefSeq lists its product as uncharacterized. Lineage: Eukaryota; Viridiplantae; Streptophyta; Magnoliopsida; Rosales; Rosaceae. Gene Ontology annotation, cellular component: plasma membrane. Bases 403 to 1929 code for a protein of 508 amino acids. The transcript has 20 exons. The record is from RefSeq and is a predicted model, not a curated record.
UCUGAAACCGCGACUCUGAGUCUUCGACGUCUUCGUUCCUCUUUAGCUCAAAUCCAAAUCCUCACUCCCCAUAUUUCCUCUUAACGUCAGUCAAUCAAUCAAUCCCUUAUCAUUUCCCUCCAAUCACUCCAAAUCUCAAUCACCUUUCAUCACCAAUCCAAUCCUCCAUUCUCUCUCUCCCUGCUAUUGAUUUCAGAAGAAAGAAGAUGUAUUAAUUUUUGAAUCGGGAGGCUAAUUCUUCAAGUCUGGAACUGCAGGUAUUUCGCCAUACAAGAGUUUCCUAAAUUGGGUGAUGGGAGAAUGAAAUGGAGUAAAAUGCAAGAUUUGAUUGGUUAUGAUGGGAACAAUCAGUUAUGUUGCCGUACAAGGUUUUCUUGAAGAGAAUCUUGAACUGCAAAUGAGAUGUCUUCCAAUAAGAGUUCAUCUCAACACUUAAAGGAUGCUGGAUUGCAGAGUCAAAUUGCUGAUGCUGUGAACAGGCAUAACUUUGAAGCACAUCGUUCUCCGAAAAGUUUAAGGGAUGACAGUGAUGUUCAUCAUAAAGAUCAAGAAGCUACGGAACUUUAUUCCCGAGCCAGAGCGCAGGAAGAAGAGAUCCAAUUUCUUCGUGGGCAAGUCACUGUUGCCUGUGUGAAGGAAUUGCGGCUGUUGAAUGAGAAGUAUGCAUUGGAGAAGAAAUUCGCUGACUUACGAAUGGCAAUUGAUGAGAAGCAGAAUGAAGCCACUACUUCUGCAUUAAAUGAGUUGGCCCGCAGAAAAGCUGAUCUUGAAGAAAACUUGAAAUUAACUCACGAUUUGAAGGCUGCAGAUGAUGAGAGAUAUGUCUUCAUGUCAUCCAUGCUUGGGUUAUUGGCUGAAUAUGGUAUUUGGCCCCAUGUCAUAAAUGCUUCUGCCAUAUCCAACAGUUUAAAGCAUCUGCAUGAUGAAUUGCAGUGGAAGAUUAGAACUUCACAUGAACAGCAACGUUUUGAUCGUUAUACUGAUGCUCAACAUCUGGAGCCUACUGCAAACUUGCAGCCGUACAGGAAUGAUUUUACAGACACGAAAAAUUUGAUGCUAAUUAAUAAAGAAAAUCCACAACAGUUCACAUCCAAUAUAGAUAGUAAUACAACUCACAGGAAUAUGGAUGGCUUUAUUCUGCAUUAUUCAGUUGAUAAAGAUGUUGUGAAUGGGAGAGCUGAACAAAUGACCAAUGGCACCUCAUAUCUUCACACACCUGAGAAUACAUCCUCUAUUUCGCAAGGGCCUGGCAUAGAUAAUUUUCAGAUAAUUGGUGAUGCUGUACCGGGAGGCAAACUUCUUGGAUGUGGAUUUCCAGUACGGGGGACCUCACUUUGCAUGUUUCAGUGGGUUCGUCAUCUUCAAGAUGGCACCAGGGAGGUUAUUGAAGGAGCUACAAAUCCAGAAUAUGUAGUUACAGCUGACGAUGUUGAUAAAAUUAUUGCUGUUGACUGCAUACCAAUGGAUGACCAAGGCCGCCAGGGGGAACUAGUGAGGCUUUUUGCUAAUGAUCAGAACAAAAUUAAAUGUGACCCGGAGAUGCAGCGGGAGAUUGACACAUAUAUUUCUAGAGGACAAGCCACUUUUAGUGUUCGACUACUGAUGGAUUCUGCUGAGAAUUGGGAGCCAGCAACUUUAUAUCUGGGAAGGUCAGGCUAUCGGAUCAAGAUCGAUAGCACAGAAGCUGUUGUUAUUGCAGAGAAAUUCUCAAAUGAUUUAUCAAUCAAAGUUCCUUGUGGCCUCUCAACUCAAUUUGUGAUGACAUGUUCUGAUGGAUCUUCUCAUCCUUUCAACACACAGAGUGUUUGGAUGCGCGAUACUCUUGUGUUGACGAUGAGAAUGCUACAAAGCAAGCUUAUUGAUGAAAGAUUGUGUUAUGCUCAAGAAAGCAAAACGCGUAGCAAGUUGCAAUUGACAUCUCAAGCUUGAAGUAAAAAGAGAUCUCCGAAACAUAUUGUCUAAUGUUAGUUUAACUUGUUUAUGUGGGACCACAUUGAAACUUAGUCGCUGAAGCAAAUGGAAAAUUUUCAAUAAUCAUUUUCUGAUUUUAGUUGUCCAUCCAGAUCAUUCACUUGAGCAAAGAGGGGGCUAUUUUUUAUGUAUCUUUCAAAAUCAAAAGAAGACAUAAAGAGAUUAGAAUGAUGCCUCCCUAUAUAUUGAAAAGAAUCUAUAAUACACACAUCCAUAUAGUGAUUCUCUCCUGCCAGACAGUGAAGUUGUUGAGUUGUAAUACUGUUAAUCCAGGUCGUUCGUUAGGUGAAGUCACAUCUAAAUGUGUUUUGAGAUCUGUUUGAUCCCCAGUUGUAUGGAAAAAGUGAAUCUGUAAGUCGAUUUAUACUUGUA